AUGAUAGUUGUUGUCUCCUGUCAUUUUCGUGCUCUAUAUCCUCACCUUAACGACUUCAAGAUUCAACGAACCCCACCCCCCAAAACCCACACAGCACGACCCUCCUCUGAAACAGAGCUUUCCGUGAGGUCGAACACCGAAAAGCUGGAGCUGCCGUCGAUCUCCCAGGUUCACACUCGACUUCCCACUGAUAUACCCUGGUAUAAUCAUCACGCUGCAGAACGACCUCUGAUAGGCGGUGACAGAUUACCUGCCCUUUUCCUUCCUCACGCACAGCAAUCCUCCUCUUCAGGUCGAAUAGGCUCUCAAGACUCGUCGAUAUCUACGGUCUCAUCGACUGGCUCGAACAGCGCCAGCUCCGUGGCCAGCUACACGACGUAUUCUCAAGCCCCCACGGGCGAAGCCAAGAACCCUCCUCCUUCGUCCACUGACGGGGCUGGUGGGGUUCGUUCCCGAUAUUCCCUGGAGUCUACGAGCCAGCCGGAUUAUCUCGCCGGAGGAACUGUGAGUGAGGGAUAUAGCAUUACCCAAACAGCGCUUGGAAGUAUGAAUCAAACACAGUCUUACCUGGAUGUACAUACAUCACAUUUGUCAUCCGCACAGCCAUACUCAUCCCAUGGCACCCCCGCUUCGAGUAUUCCGCCUUACCAGUAUUCCCAGCCUCCAGUCCUGCAGUCUGGGUCGUCUUACAGUUCAAGUGGAGCCUCGUCGUACCCUUCAUAUGGAUAUCCUAAUGGCGUUACCUCUCCACAAUCCGCGACCCAGGCGGUCACAAAUGCCCUUUCCUCCCAUGUACCCGCUCAAAUACUUCCCUUGCCCGCAAUGACUGCGACAACUCCAAGCCCUCAUUCAUAUAUACCAAGUCAUGUUAAUCACCCCCAAUCAUACGUGCCACAUACAUUUGAUACCACAGGCCAGAUACCACCGCCUGGUGCCAAACCGAGGGUUACGGCUACGUUGUGGGAAGACGAGGGAAGCCUGUGUUUUCAGGUGGAAGCUAAGGGUGUUUGCGUUGCGCGAAGAGAAGAUAACCACAUGAUUAACGGAACAAAGUUACUCAAUGUUGCCGGCAUGACACGAGGACGACGGGAUGGUAUUUUGAAGAGUGAAAAAGUCCGCAAUGUAGUUAAAAUUGGGCCUAUGCAUCUCAAAGGCGUUUGGAUUCCGUUUGAACGAGCCCUAGAAUUUGCCAACAAAGAGAAGAUCACGGAGGAGCUUUAUCCAUUGUUUGUGCAUGAUAUCGGAGCGCUACUAUACCAUCCCACCAACCCAUCGAGUAGUAGAGGUGGUGCUCUUUCAACAAGGAACGAUCAGAGACGUUUUGAAGCAAGUCAGGCCUCUCGAUCGUCUCAAGGAGGGCAACCACCGCCUUUACAUCAUCAUCAUUCGAUGCAUAACCCUCUUACAUCCCACUUGUCCCAGCCUCCUCAUUCCAUGGGCCCUCAUUCUGGGCAUACGCGCCCAGGGUUUGAUCGUUCUCACACCUUUCCCACCCCGCCAACCAGCACAUCCAGGUUCACAAACUCUCUCGAUCGACACGGGUUUAACAAGUGCAAGAUCGAUGCCGACAACACCUGCCACAACACCCCCCGGAGCCAACCUGCAGAACAUGCAGCAGUCAUAUCAAAGCCAACCAAGCUAUGA
This is a messenger RNA of Blastomyces gilchristii SLH14081, 1644 nucleotides long. RefSeq names its product APSES transcription factor StuA. The transcript is spliced from 7 exons. Gene Ontology annotation, cellular component: nucleus. The coding region runs from base 1 to 1644 and encodes 547 amino acids. Gene Ontology annotation, biological process: positive regulation of transcription by RNA polymerase II. Gene Ontology annotation, molecular function: sequence-specific DNA binding; DNA-binding transcription factor activity. The record is from RefSeq and is a predicted model, not a curated record. NCBI's taxonomy places the organism in Eukaryota, Fungi, Ascomycota, Eurotiomycetes, Onygenales, Ajellomycetaceae.